AUGGGAAGAUAUCGAUAUCUUUUGGCAAUGUUUGCGAUUUUCAAUAUUCUUUACUCGAUUCUUGAAUUAUUGACACCAAUUGUAAGUUUUCGAAAAUAAUAAAAAUACAACUUUUUUCAUGAGUGAUGUUCAGGCCAUUGAAACAACAUCUACUUGGUUUUCGGUUUUUUUGACUGAUGGUAUUUUAGAUAAUGACAUUUUUCUUGGCCGUGUUUUCAUAUCACUUCGUUGCUCUUUCAUAUCGUUAACUUAUGCAAUUUUGAUAAUUCAUUUUGUUUAUCGAUAUUUCGUUGCACUUGGGUGGGUUUGCUGUUUUUCUUCUUGAAAAUAAAAUUAAAAAAUGAAACCAUUCUGUUUAGAUAUUCGAACUCAUUGAACUUUUUCACUGAAAGAAAUGUGUCACUCAUUGUUUUGUUUUUAUCUUUUCAUGGAUUAUCUUUUGGUGGAAUAUGUGAGAUAUGUUUGAGACCUGAUGACGAAACCCGCGAAAUAAUGUCGAAUGUUUUUAAAGAAAAUCAUGACGUGUCGGUUUAUGAAGUUCCAAUGCUAACCGCAGUAUUUCGAAACUCUAGUAAAUCUUUGAUGUUUCGAAGUUGGUCUGGAAUGAUAGCCCUUACUUUGAUCUCAACUUAUGCUAUUUCUAGUUAUAUCAUACUUGGAAUCAAAGUUAGUGAUCUAGCAGAUUGUAAUUAAUUUCAUGUAUACGGUUUUUCAGAUAAUCUACAAACUUAAAAACACGAAAAAAUUGAGCAAACGAACUAUUAUCCUUAACAAGGAAUUAUUCAAAACUUUGAUUGUUCAAACUGUGAUUCCAAUAAUCGGAAGUUUUCUUCCAACAUUUUUAGCGUGGUAUGUACCUAUUUUUGGGUUGAAUGUUCCAUCUUGGUAUAAUUAUUAUGUAUGCACAGUUCCGUUAGCCGCAUUUCCAUUUAUUGAUGCAACAACUAUGAUGUUCAUAAUUCCUGCUUAUAGACAAACUUUUAGAAGUAAAAAGGUGCAAAUCACAUAUGUUAAAAAUAUAAUGACUUUAUGAGUAUUUGAAUGAAUAAUUUAUUAAAGAGAGCUCAGACGUCCUCACAUGAUAUGGGGGUUUUGUAGUUUGACGAAUACAAAAAUCGUUAUCGUCGUCUCAUUCAUCUGUCAACAAUGCAUAUUAACUGGGCUUUCGAAUAUAUUCCAAAACUGUUCUUUGGACUCUCCUUGAUUUUCAAUCCGAUUUUCAUUUACCUGAAUAUUUCUGACAGUAGAAAAGUUCUUGGGAAAUAUCGUUUUGUUUUGCUCGCUUUCUCGAUUUUCAACUCAAUUUAUUCCAUUGUUGAAUUUGCGAUUCCAGUUGUAAGUUUCAACUUUUUUCGAACUUUUUAAUGAGAAUUAUUAAUUUUAGGCAGUUUAUGGUCGUGAUCAAAUUGUACUUGUUUAUCUUGCAGAAGGUCCAUUUGAAAAAGUAUGUGACUUUUUGAAUGUAGAAUAUAACGUAUACUGUUUAUAUCAGAAUAUCUUCUUGGGUCAAUUGGCUGUUUCGAUUAGAUGUGGUUUCAUAUCACUGAGUUAUGGUAUUUUGACUAUUCAUUUUGUUUAUCGAUACUUUGCCUUGUUUGACCCUAAAACAAAUGACAAACUUACAAGCAAGAGUGGAAUUUUUUACUUGUUUUUGUUCUUCCUAUCACACGGUGUAGUAUGGACAUCGGUCAGUUUCAACCUGAAAUUUCAAGCAAGAUCCAAUAUAAUUAUUGUAGAUAUGUGAAUUCAUGUUGUACUCAACCACAGAAGCAAGGGAAAGAGUAAAAGAUACUUUCCAAGAAAGAUACGACACAGAUAUUUCUGAAGUCUCAUUUAUCAAUAUUAUGUGGAAAAGUUCUGAUAAAUCAUCGAUGAUUCGUUGUUAUACAGCAAUCAUCAUACUGACUCUAAUUUCUGCUGUUUCAAUUUCUUUGUAUUGCACUCUUGGAUACAAAGUUAGCGGCAUUCGUGAAUAACAAGAAGAAUGAGUCAUUGUUUUUCAGAUUGUGAGAAAACUACAUAGCGCCAAAACUAUCUCAAAUAACACCAAAAAACUUCACCGCCAGCUUUUCAAAACUUUGGUUAUCCAAACAUUGAUUCCACUUGUUAUAUCGUUCAUGCCUUGUAUGGUUGCAUGGUUUCUACCAUUUCUUGGAUUGGAUAUUUGGAAUUAUGGAAAUAUUGGAGUUGUUGCACUUUCUGCUUUUCCGUUUUUGGAUGCACUUGCGAUUAUUCUUCUUCUUCCUGUUUAUCGAAAUCGAUUCAAAGUGUCAACAACCCGAGACACAAGUAUAAGAACCAUUUCACGAUAA
This is a messenger RNA of Caenorhabditis angaria, 2312 nucleotides long. NCBI's taxonomy places the organism in Eukaryota, Metazoa, Nematoda, Chromadorea, Rhabditida, Rhabditidae. The record is from the annotation of a GenBank genome assembly.